Messenger RNA from Linderina pennispora, 1323 nucleotides. RefSeq names its product peptidase S10, serine carboxypeptidase. Gene Ontology annotation, cellular component: fungal-type vacuole. Gene Ontology annotation, molecular function: serine-type carboxypeptidase activity. Bases 1 to 1323 code for a protein of 440 amino acids. The record is from RefSeq and is a predicted model, not a curated record. Lineage: Eukaryota; Fungi; Kickxellomycota; Kickxellomycetes; Kickxellales; Kickxellaceae. Gene Ontology annotation, biological process: proteolysis. The transcript has a single exon.
AUGGACGCAUUCCCCGACUACCGCUUGCGCAUCAAGAGCCCGCAGCUAUGUGAUACCAGUGUCACACAGUACAGUGGGUAUAUGGACACCGAUGAGGACAAGCACUUUUACUUCUGGUUCUUCGAAGCGCGAAAUGUCCCCAGCGAUGAGGCACCUCUAAUUCUGUGGACCAACGGUGGACCUGGCUGCAGUUCCUUCACUGGUCUUCUGAUGGAGCACGGUCCGUGCCGUGUGAGCAAAGGUGGAAACAGCACCGAGUAUAAUCCUUAUGGAUGGAACGACCGCGCGAAUAUCAUCUUCAUUGACCAGCCGCUGAACACAGGAUUCUCGUAUGGAAAGAAGGUUGACAACUCGUAUGAUGCCGGAAAGGACGUCAACGUGUUCCUGCGCAUGUUCUACAAGAGUUUCCCGCAGUAUGCCAAUAGCGAGCUGCAUGUGUUUGGCGAGUCUUACGGCGGUCAUUACGUGCCAGCUAUUGGCAAAGCUAUCCACGAGGCUAAUCUGGAACUGGUCAAGAAGCGUGAAAUGAGCCUGCUUAGCAAAGCAGAGGCUGAGGUCGAUGUCCUUCCGCUUGUUUCAAUUGGUAUUGGUAACGGCUUGGUUGAUGUGUUGACUCAGCAUGCGUACUACGCCAAAAUGGCUUGCAACUCUACAUACCCACCCGUUCUUCCUCAAGAGACUUGCGACAAGAUGGAUGCUGCUGUUCCUACCUGCGACUUUUUGGUCAAGGCAUGCUACAAGUGGCAAACCCGCCUCGCGUGUAUCCCAGCCGAGUACUACUGCCUCAGUCGCAUCAUGGGUCCUUACAGCGAUGGCACGCACAACAACCCUUACGAUGUUCGCAAGAAGUGCGUGGGCGACAAUUUGUGCUAUGAAAUUGAGGACGAUAUCGACAGGUAUCUGAACAUUCCGGCUGUUCAGCAGGAGCUUGGUGUUGACGUGCCAAAGUUUGUCGGCUGCAACCAAAAGGUCAGCGAGGGGUUCCUUCUCAACGGCGAUUGGAUGAAGCCAUUGGUGCGUGAAAUCCCCCCGCUCCUUGAAGCUGGAAUUCGUGUCCUCAACUACGCUGGUGAUGCAGACUGGAUCUGUAACUGGUACGGCAACAAGGCAUGGUCGCUCAAGCUCGACUGGUCCGGCAAGGACGGUUUCAACGGGGCCGACGAUACUGAGUGGAAUGUCGACAGCGAGCAGGCUGGUGAGGCCCGCACCUUCGAGAACUUCACAUUCCUGCGUGUGUUCGGCGCUGGACACAUGGUUCCCUACGACCAGCCCAAGAACUCGCUGGACAUGAUCAACCGCUGGCUCGACGGAAAGCCGUUCUAG